UGAGAACGGUGCCGGUUCCAGAGAGCCUGUGUUGUCACUUCUGACAUUGAACAUCACCGUUGUCCGCCUCACACAGGAAGGGUUGGCUGGUUAGGUUCACUACUAACUAGGUUUGUUACCCACCAACAAGCUCAGCGUUAACUCACCCACGUUGCGGAUUCACGGGUUGGUCUGUCACUUGGGUGGGACCGUGCCAUGGUCGAACUGCCUUCCAGAGAAGCGGCGGAAGAGCGAAACAAACCCGGCGUCCAGCAGCGCGCGAACUCCCGGCGAAUGACAUCCCGCCGUAGCAGCACCUCGCUUUCUCCCUCGUUCGUCGGAGGUGUAUGAACCUGACGACCACCAUGCCUGCGGCUGUGGCGCCCGACCCUCCAGCGCAGCUCGCCGUCUCGUCAUGGAGCUUGAGCGAGAGCAGUGACGCAGCUGGUGCCUCCAGAACCUCGUCGUCCUGCCGGGCCUCGUCGACCUCGCACUGCCCGACCCAUGCCUGGAAUCCGGACCCACCGCCCUCCUCCCUCCAGCCCGUCUUUUCUUUUUCUCCCUCCCUGCCGCCGCCCUGCCCCUCCCCCGCGAUCUCCUCCUGUCCUCCCAACACCCUCUCUCCUCCAAAUCUCCUCCAGGGCAUUGUGUCCCAGCUCGCCAUGGCGUCCUACAUCGGGCGUCUGCUCCUCUACCUCUUCCAGGUCGUGCCCAGCCUGCUCUACUGGGCCAUCACCUUCACUACAAUCACCGUCCCGACAGCUCUGUUCACCCUCUUUUCCAUGAGCUUGACCUUUACCAUGAACUUUACGACACUUCUCAUAAUAGUAUUGCUUCUUGUAUCUACCGUUAGCUGGUUCAUCCGUUAUCGAUUUCUUAAUAUCUACUCCCGGUUACCGCCAGAGCCGCAGAGGAAAGAGCCCGAGAUAGACCUCUUUCCCGACUCGCAGGAUGGCGACUCAAAACCUGGCUUGUCCAAUUACCUUGACGAGUUUCUCAGCGCCAUAAAAGUGUUCGGCUACCUGGAGCGGCCCGUCUUUCAUGAGCUUACACGAACAAUGCAGACACGGAAGUUGAUUGCCGGUGAAACGCUGCUGUUGGAAGAGGAGAAAGGAUUUUGCUUGGUCGUCGAUGGAUUGGUCCAGAUAUUUGUCAAGUCGAUCCAAGAGCGGGACGAUGAUCGGGAUGGCUGGCAGCUGGAUGAAGCCGUUGACGAUUCGGCCGAUGAAGAUGAUGAGAUUCGGCGUCGGGGUCAUCAGGGAUACCAAUUGCUCACUGAGGUGAAAAACGGUGCGUCGAUGUCGUCUCUCUUCUCGAUUCUAUCCCUAUUCAGCGAAGAUAUCAAAUUACGUCAUAACGAAGAUAUGGAGUCAAGCUCCUCAAGCUUUAACAAUGUCCCCGCACCCGAUUCAAACCCAAUGAGCCCGGCUCUUCUUUUAGAGAGUCCCACGAGGGUGAGCUUUCCCGAUCAGCGAGAUAUCCCAACGCAGCCAAGCGCAGACACUCUGCCCAAGGUCUCCCCUCUAGCUUUGGAGGGAAGCCCCGGUCCAUUCGAGCACGAUCCAAAGCCCCGCGGCCAUCGACGCAAGAGGCCCUCAAGGCCUAAACGGGCCAAGUCCGUUCAUCCCGACAUUUUGGCGCGAGCUAUGGUGGAUACUACCAUUGCAAUUAUUCCUGCGAGUGCUUUCCGACGCUUGACCAGGGUGUACCCGAAGGCUACCGCCCAUAUCAUACAGGUUAUUCUCACGAGACUUCAGCGCGUUACAUUUGCUACUGCGCAUUCAUAUCUCGGAUUAACCACCGAAGUUUUGAGCAUUGAACAGCAAAUGACCAAAUAUACAUCCUUCGACCUACCUAACCACCUUCGUGGAGCAGCGUUGGAUAAGCUAAAGUCUAAAUUUACAAAAGAAAAGGAAAGAUUAGGCCCCGAGGACGGGACAAAAGGCAUUGCGCUUCACAACCCGGCUCUCAACCGGAGAAGAAGGUCUAGUAGUUCACUGAGAAAAGAUGCUGCAUUACAUGCUAAGCUUACAGUGGUGCGAGGAAAAGGAUCAGCUUCGAAUCCUGUUCGAUAUGGUGAUCAUGAAUCCACCGGUGUUAGCCCUGGAGACUUAUUAUCUACCAUACAACUCUCGCGCUUUGGCCCUCGAUACGGAAGCGAGCGGUUGAACGGGAGGAGCGUCUUUUAUGAUGCAGCUUCUGGCAUGAAAACUCCUGCUGGAGGGCCACCAAGUCCACUAGCGACCCCUGGACAACCGCUGUUUAGAUUUCCGGCUCAAAAUGUUACCUUCCAAAGACAAGAUUCUUUGGAUCAGGACGCUAUUUUCCGUGAAUCCAUUCUUGAUUGCAUGAUGAAGGCACUGGGGCUCACGGGAAGCACCCAAGACGCCUUGCGCAAAACGCAUAAUUCCGGGGAUGCUUCCCCUCACCUAGUCUCCUACGACUCACGCCGUCAGAAAGCCGUUUUCAAUAACGCCUUUGGUUUCAUAGACCCAUAUGACGGCUUCGGCGAUGGGGAUUCUGAAUCGCUCAUGUCAAUGUCCGUUACAUCUGCCGGGGGCACGUCCCCGGUUCAUAACCUUAGAACUGAACUACAAGAUGAAAUCGAGAUAGUUUACUUUCCCAAGGGCUCCGUGCUCAUAGAACAAGGGGAGCAUAACCCAGGCUUAUACUAUGUCAUUGAUGGCUUUCUAGACGUCGGUAUUCCUGUCAAUGAAAAGGGAGAAGAUCUUAUAGGUUCUUCUCGGAGACCUACAGCCGAGGACAUUCUACUACCAAUUACAGGUAAUGCCUCACGGGUGUCGUCAACGCUUGGUACCGCACAUAACCAGAGGAAGAAGGCCUCCCGGCGUUCCUUGUAUAUGGUUAAGCCUGGCGGUGUUGAAGGAUACAUUGGUUCUAUAACGUCAUAUCGAUCGUUUACGGAUGUUACCGCAAAAACGGAUGUCUAUGUUGGGUUUCUUCCACGAGCGGUGCUGGAGAGAAUCGCUGAUCGAUAUCCUUUGGUCAUGCUCACGAUGGCAAAACGGUUGACGACGGUCCUGCCACGACUUAUUUUACAUAUUGACUUCGCUCUCGAAUGGGUCCAAGUCAAUGCUGGACAAGUUAUACACCAUCAAGGGGACGAGAGUGACGCAAUUUACAUCGUCUUGAACGGUCGACUCCGUGCCGUCCUUGAUAAAGGAGAUGGAAAAGUUAGCGUCCUGGGCGAAUACGGCCAGGGCGACAGCGUCGGAGAGUUAGAAGUCAUGACUGAAUCGACACGGCCCGGUACCUUGCAUGCAAUCCGUGACACAGAGCUGGCGAAAUUCCCUCGGACCUUGUUUAAUAGCCUUGCUCAGGAGCAUCCUGGCAUAACAAUCCAAAUUUCAAAGUUGAUAGCCCAACGGAUGCGUCACAUAAUAGACAACCCACUUGAAAAGGGCAGUGACAAAGGCAGCCCAGACAGCACCAAGCCGACCACGUCUACUUUGAAUUUACGAACCGUGGCCGUUCUGCCUGUUACCGCCGGUAUUCCUGUGGUUGAGUUCGGGAACAGACUGUUGAAUGCCUUUAAUCAGGUCGGCGUGACGAAUGGUGUCACUUCCCUCCACCAAGCCGAUAUUUUAAACCAUCUUGGCCGACAUGCGUUCAGCAAGAUGGGUAAGCUUAAACUCGCGCAGUAUCUCGCAGAUCUCGAGGAGAGAUACGGAAUGGUUCUGUAUGUUGGAGAUACAAGCGUCAAUGCACCCUGGACCCAAACAUGUAUUGCCCAAGCGGAUUGCAUUCUUCUUGUCGCCCUAGCCGAAGGUUCUCCUGCGAUUGGUGAAUAUGAGCGCUUCCUUCUUGGGAUGAAGACGACCGCAAGGAAAGAGCUUGUUCUUUUGCACGCUGAGAGAUACUCCCAACCUGGUCUCACCAGACAAUGGUUAAAGAAUCGGAUGUGGAUUAACGGAGGUCAUCAUCAUAUCCAAAUGGCGUUCCGUCUGACAGCGGAACCCGUCCAUCCAGAGACUAAACGCCUCGGCGCCGUGCUCAAGCAGAGAGUUCAAGUCAUCCAGGCUGAGAUUCAAAAGUACACCUCUCGCAGGAUUCGCCAGACGCCAGUUUAUUCCACAUCGACCCCGGUCAAAGGUGAUUUCCACCGGCUCGCUCGUCGUCUAUGCGGCAAGUCUGUCGGGCUAGUGCUGGGUGGUGGAGGCGCAAGAGGUAUUGCCCAUAUUGGCGUGAUAAAGGCACUGGAAGAGGCUGGAAUCCCUAUCGAUAUCAUUGGAGGCACAUCCAUUGGAUCCUUUAUUGGCGCAUUAUAUGCUCGAGACGCGGACGUUGUCCCCGCAUACGGCCGCGCGAAGAAGUUUUCAGGACGCAUGGCCAGUAUGUGGCGUUUCGCUUUGGAUCUCACUUACCCCUCGGCUUCAUAUACCACCGGUCACGAAUUUAAUCGCGGAAUAUUUAAGGCGUUUGGGAAUAGCCACAUUGAAGAUUUCUGGCUAGAAUUCUAUUGUAAUACGACUAAUAUCAGCAAGUCACGACUUGAGUUCCACUCGUCUGGCUACGCGUGGCGGUAUGUUCGUGCUUCUAUGUCUCUAGCAGGCUUGAUACCUCCUCUCUGUGAUGAAGGUAACAUGCUACUUGACGGUGGAUACGUGGACAAUCUCACGGUUGCACGCAUGAAAUCUCUCGGCGCAGAUGUCAUCUUCGCCGUUGACGUUGGUGCGAUCGACGACAACACUCCACAGGGAUAUGGUGAUUCCCUUUCCGGCUUUUGGGCAUUAGUGAACAGGUGGAACCCGUUCUCCUCCCUCCCUAACCCGCCAACACUCUCCGAGAUCCAAGCUCGACUCGCAUACGUUUCGUCCGUGGAUGCUUUAGAACGGGCCAAGUCUACGCCGGGAUGCCUUUAUAUGAGGCCCCCGAUCGACGCCUUUGGGACUCUGGAUUUUGCAAAAUUCGACGAGAUUUACCAGGUUGGGUACAAGUUUGGCAAAGAGUUCUUGGACCGGCUGAAGAACGAAGGUGGAUUGCCGAUUCAGGAGGAGACGGAAGAGAAGAAGAAGCUGAGACGGACGAUGGCACCGCGGCGGGCGAGUAUUUGAUCCAUUCUACGAGAAGUGGCAUGUCCAUGUGUGAACAGCGAAAAGAAAUAUUUUGAUGGUGGCUUAAGGGGCUUUUAGGUGUGAAUCUCAAGGUGGAAGGGGCGCCUUUUCGGUUACUAAAUAGCAUCUGGAUAGUGGCUAAUUGCCGAUCCAUGUAGAUAAUAACCAACCUAUAUGUAUUUAUAUAAAGGCUCGUUUCUAAUAUACAUAGAUAAGGUCGCGUU
Coccidioides posadasii C735 delta SOWgp is the source of this 5278-nucleotide messenger RNA. RefSeq names its product phosphatidylcholine and lysophosphatidylcholine phospholipase (gene NTE1). The record is from RefSeq and is a predicted model, not a curated record. Lineage: Eukaryota; Fungi; Ascomycota; Eurotiomycetes; Onygenales; Onygenaceae. Gene Ontology annotation, biological process: phosphatidylcholine metabolic process. Gene Ontology annotation, cellular component: endoplasmic reticulum. Gene Ontology annotation, molecular function: phosphatidylcholine lysophospholipase A1 activity.